AAUGAAAUGUAAAUAUUUCAAUUUGUUGAAUUCAAAGCUGUGGAACGAACUUAUUGUUCGCCAAUUGCCCGUAUUUGACAAUGCCAAAUCCCACACUUCUCCAACCGUACUUCUUUUAGUUCGCCGGUUUUGUUUUCUUCCUCAGUUUCGACCCCCCAAAGAAAUCAUAUCUUUCCUUACUUCCUUCACCAGUUCCCACCCAAAAAGCCAACGCCCUAAAAUUAGUCAGCCCCCACACCAGUACAAUCCACCCACUCCUUUCUCCUUCUCCUCUCACCACAAACACAUAUAAUUCGCAGUACAGAAGGGGAAGAAGGAAAAAAAAAGAAAUUAAGGAAGAAAAAGAGAGACCCCAAACAGAAUGCCAUCUUCCUCAUCAGAUUACCACCACAUUGUUAUGAAUGAUGAUGAUGAUGAUGAUGGGUUGGUGGAGGAUUGUGGGUACUCAAGACCCUUUCUGGUUCUUGAUGUGAUAUGGAACUUGUCGUUCGCUACGGUGUCUGUUUUUAUGCUGGUGAGCACCACAGGAGAGAGGCCAUCUGCCCCCCUAAGGCUAUGGGUUUGUGGGUAUGCCCUUCAGUGUCUCUUGCAAGUGGGUUUUGUGUGGGUUGAGUAUCAGAGGAUGAUCAGCUUUCAUGAUCUCCAAUUUCAUGGUUUCUCCUUAUUUCCUCUCUGUCACACCAGCAUCAUAAAGAAUUUGGAGUCAAUUAAUACAGUGGUCUCAUUAGUCUGGUGGGUUUUUGGUUUCUAUGGGAUUGUAAUGGGUGGCCAAACACUUCUCCAAGAUUCUCCCUAUCUUUACUGGCUGUCCGUGAUUUUCUUGGCAUUCGAUGUGUUCUUUGUGAUCUUUUCCUUCACAAUGGCAUUCACGCUCUUCAUUGCUCUAUUCUGUUGCGCUCCAGUUCUAGCAACGGUUGCAUAUGCAAUGAAAUUGGGAGAGGGAGCAUCUGAAAAUGAUAUCACGGCUCUUCCUAAGUACAGAUAUUGCCAAUCCAAUAAUGCCACUGAUAAGAUGACAUUGGAAGAAGCGUUGUCCGUGCCCACGCUUUCUCUUAAUCCAGACGACUCCGAGUGUUGCAUUUGCCUGAAUAGAUAUAGUGAAGGAGCAGAGGUGUGUAGGCUUCCGUGCGACCACCAUUUCGACCACGGGUGCAUUUGUAGAUGGCUUCGGAUUAAUGCGACAUGCCCUCUCUGCAAGUUUAAUAUUCUCAGGAAUGAAACAUUGGUUUAAUCAAGUCCCUAAUCUUUGAUGUAAUAUAUGCUCUAAAUAUAU
Molecule: messenger RNA, 1273 nt
Organism: Cuscuta campestris
Lineage: Eukaryota; Viridiplantae; Streptophyta; Magnoliopsida; Solanales; Convolvulaceae
Source: the annotation of a GenBank genome assembly